Molecule: messenger RNA, 1840 nt
Organism: Gymnodraco acuticeps
Lineage: Eukaryota; Metazoa; Chordata; Actinopteri; Perciformes; Bathydraconidae
Product: dysbindin-A-like
Exons: 10
Coding region: 136-1188 (350 amino acids)
Biological process (GO): neuron projection development; anterograde synaptic vesicle transport; platelet dense granule organization
Cellular component (GO): BLOC-1 complex; neuron projection; synaptic vesicle membrane
Source: RefSeq, a predicted model, not a curated record
AAAUAUCACACGCUUUAAACAACGAAAUAAACAUCCUCCAGCUAACAGUAUCCAGCUAGCUGCCUGUGCACAGCAGCAGUGUGACAGCAGGUUAAAGCUCUUUCAUGCGAAACGUGAGACUAACUGCGAGGAAUCAUGUUCGAAAACUUCAGAGAAAGACUCCACAUGGUCCAGCAAGAUUUCACUACGGGUUUCAAGACCCUUGGAGACAAAUCAAGAGACACCAAAGUCAGGAGAAGACCCAGGUUUGAAGAGAGCCUUCCUCAUUUCAGUGCUGGACUGGACAUACUCAGCAGGUAUGAGGAGAGCUGGUUUCUGCUCCACAGAAGAACUAAGGACUGUGCUCAGGCUGCAGAGGAAGUAGAUGGGGACAUGGUGAUGCUGUCUGCUCACUGGGAGAGGAAGAGAGCGGCUCUGACCCAGCUGCAGGAGCAGCUGCAGAGCGUGCCGGCCUUCAUCGGCGAUUUGGACGCCAUGACUGCUAACAUCGCUCAUUUGGAGGGAGACUUUGAGGAGAUGGAGAGCAAGCUGAUGUACCUGGAGACGUUGUGCUGUCAGUGUGAACAACAGACUGUCCAACAGCAGCAUAUCAACCAACUAGAAGCCUACAAGAAGAAGAAGAGGAAGGAGGUGGAGGCCCUGGAAGUGGAACUGAACUCUGAGCAUGCUCAGAAGGUGGCAGAGCUGGAGCAGACUAUGAAGCAGAAACUGAGAGAACGACAGAAAGUGUACGAGGAAGCCUUCAACCAAGACGUGCAGCAAUACCUGUCCACUGGAUACCUGCAGCACAGAGAGCAAGCAGGAACAGACGUGCGUGUUCUGGAUCAGAUGACAGUCACCAACAUAUCAGACCAGGAGGCUUUGGAUGACUUCCUCAACUCCACUGGUGAUGACAUCAGCACAGGGUCCUCCCUGACCUCCGGUCCAGAUCUCGAGUCCUGCUCUUCUGAAUCUGAAAUGAAAAGCCAAAUUAUACAAGCGCCUCCCACAAAGAACCAAGCGUCCAACCAGGCUGCAGAGUGGGAGCAGGAAGAGGAAGAAGCUGCCAGUGAGGAGAACUACGAGCCUCUGGUGCAGUCAGACGAGGAGGACAUCCAGCCGGACAUGUCCCUGGUUGCUCUGCAGGACGUUGGCACAUUAAGAGGCUCUGAUGAGAGUGACCCCGCAGAGGACCUGCCAUCUGGGUAACUUAGCAACCAAGCCCUUGAAACUUCUUGAUAACUAUGCAUCACUAACUACUGUCCCCCUCUGCUCUGACCUGUCACAGUUCCUCUCUGCAGCAACAUGAGCACCAGUCACGGCUCUCUGAACAUUUGACAACAUGACACACAUUACCUUCUAUGUGCAUAGAGACAAAUCUAUCCUUUCUAUCAUUUGGUAUAAGGCGUCUUCCAGAAAGCAGCUACCACGGCGACCAUACUGUAGAUGGAGCAGCUGGUGCCACUGUACAACAUGUGCAGUAAGGCAGUGGUGGUAACAAUGAUACAUGCAUUGAAAUCACAUUAAGACCCUCUUGAAGCCACAGGACUUCUUGACACUCCAACUUCAUUUAUAAGAAAAGAGGGGGCGACAGUCUGACUGAUCUCUAAACUGGCAGUCAACAAUUCUUAAUUUAUUAGGCUGGUAAUACUUUAUAUUGUUCAUGAAAAGCAGCAAUUAGAUGACCCUACUAACCUGAGAUAUCAUAAUCGUCUACUAUAUCUAAAAAUAUCAUACUGAAAACGGUUGUGUUAAAAAUCCUAAAGGCCGACUUUUGAAACACAAAAACCUUUGUCAGAAAAAAAUAUGUUUGUAUUUGUGUCCUCACCCAUUCAAUAAAAACAUCUCUCUUUAUAUCAUA